Molecule: messenger RNA, 198 nt
Organism: Sclerotinia sclerotiorum 1980 UF-70
Lineage: Eukaryota; Fungi; Ascomycota; Leotiomycetes; Helotiales; Sclerotiniaceae
Exons: 3
Coding region: 1-198 (65 amino acids)
Source: RefSeq, a predicted model, not a curated record
AUGCGAGACAUAGAUACAUCAGUGAAGAAGAUCAACAUCAACAUCAACAACCAGCAACACCCUACCGUGGCACAAAAAAAGCAGCCAAGCAUCCAGAAACAAGCAAACUCCGAUUGCCCCGGAUAUUUCGCAAGAUGCGGAGUUCUCGAGAAAAUGUUGAAGGCUCCGGAACUUCGUAUGCACACAUUAUACAUGUAG